Molecule: messenger RNA, 903 nt
Organism: Chionomys nivalis (European snow vole)
Lineage: Eukaryota; Metazoa; Chordata; Mammalia; Rodentia; Cricetidae
Product: olfactory receptor 4F3/4F16/4F29-like
Exons: 1
Coding region: 4-903 (299 amino acids)
Biological process (GO): G protein-coupled receptor signaling pathway
Cellular component (GO): membrane
Molecular function (GO): olfactory receptor activity; G protein-coupled receptor activity
Source: RefSeq, a predicted model, not a curated record
CCAAUGGAAGGUGUGAAUCAGUCUGUGGUGUCAGAGUUUGUGUUCCUGGGACUCACCAACUCUUGGAAUAUUCAACUGUUCCUUUUUGUGUUUUCCUCCACAUUUUAUAUAGCAAGUAUGUUGGGAAACUCCCUCAUUGUGUUCAUUGUGGCUUCUGACCCUCACUUAAACUCUCCCAUGUACUUUCUGUUGGCUAACCUCUCCUUCAUUGACUUGGGUGUUUCUUCUGUCACUUCCCCCAAGAUGAUUUGUGACCUAUUCAGAAAGCAUAAGGUCAUCUCCUUUAGAGGCUGUAUUACUCAGAUCUUCUUCAUCCAUGUCAUUGGUGGUGUAGAAAUGGUUUUACUCAUAGCCAUGGCCUUUGACAGAUAUGUGGCCAUAUGUAAGCCUCUCCAUUAUCUGACCAUCAUGAGCCCAAAGAUAUGCAUCUUGUUUUCAGUGGCCUCCUGGGUGGUUGGAUUUAUGCAUUCUCUGGUUCAAAUGGCUUUUGUAGUAAACUUACCAUUUUGUGGACCAAAUGUUUUGGACAGCUUCUACUGUGACUUUCCCAGAUUCAUCAAACUUGCUUGCACAGACACAUACAGACUGGAAUUACUGGUAUCAAUCAAUAGUGGAUUCAUGUCUGUGGGCUCCUUCUUCAUUCUGAUCAUUUCCUACAUUGUCAUCGUAUUUACUGUUCAGAAGCAUUCUUCAAAGGGCUCCUCCAAGGCUCUGUCUACGCUUUCAGCUCAUGUGACUGUCGUGGUCUUAUUCUUUGGUCCUGUGAUGUUUUUCUAUACAUGGCCUUCUUCUUACACACACUUGGAUAAGUUUCUGGCUAUAUUUGAUGCGAUUGUCACUCCUUUUUUGAAUCCUAUAAUUUACGCAUUGAGGAAUCAAGAAAUGAAAACGGCAGUGAUGUGA